Messenger RNA from Ectocarpus siliculosus, 3479 nucleotides. NCBI's taxonomy places the organism in Eukaryota, Phaeophyceae, Ectocarpales, Ectocarpaceae. The record is from the annotation of a GenBank genome assembly.
AUGGUGGACUCGACCGACCAAGGAACGGACGACAAGGUCGUGGCCGGACCUACCAAGUUGGCGGGCUCCACCCCAUCCACCGUUGAGAAGGAGCGAACCCCCGCAAGCACGACCGCGGACGAGCGUGUCGCCACCCAACCGCGUGAGGUGGAGAAGGAAGGCGUCGAGAAACAGGCGUCAGAGGGCAAGGGCGACAAGAGCUGCUCGAAGCUGCCAGACGAGAGACGCUUGUGGAAGUUCUUGGAGGGAGUCAAGGGUUGGCGGUUUACGGGUAGCGGAUGGACGGUAUGCGGGCCCGAAGGCGGUGGUGGCAGUGGGAGUUCCAUGGAGGCCGCUGAGCUCCCGCAGUACGUGGUUUCCCAACCAAGCCUCCUGGCCGAGUACGAGUGGCAGCAACGCCAGGCAGAUGGGCAUGAACAGGAGAAGCCGCAAGAGUCUACCCGGCCCCAAGAAAAGCCGCAGGACAAGGGAGUGGAAGCCGUAGUGGAGAAGAAGGGCGAGCAAACCCUUGCCUCCAAAGAUCGAGAGCAAGCGCAAGAGGGGGACGUCCAAGGUCCCGAGGAGGGGGACAUGGUAGGGCCGGACAACGGCAAGGAAACCCCGCACCAGGGGGCGGCCAUGGAGGUAGAAGGUGAGGCCGAGGUGGAGGAAGUCGAGGUGGUGGUAGGAGGCAAGGGAGAGGUUCAAGAGGCACGGGAGGCUAACAUGGAGGUAGACGGUGAGGCCGGAUUGAAGGAGACGCAGGGAGAGAAGGCCGUGGGCGGUGACGUAGGAGGUACCUCUGAAGAGCGGAGUGGUGUUGCGGUGGAGCCUGUUGGGGCCGGAGCAGCAGCAGCAGCAGCAGCAUCCGGCGAUGUCGCGGGAGCCGGCGGCGGUGGUGCUGGGGCCGCUCCGAAGAGCAAGGCGAAGGGGGACGGGAAGCAGGGGACCGCGUUCGGACCGUGCAUGUGCCCGCAAGGGACAGACGGUGCGCACAAGACUGUGGACGUGGAGCGCCGGUGCUGGCCCGGCAGCAACAAGCCCGGCGGGAUCGGCCGCAUUACAAAGAAGUACACCGCCGAGGAAGAGGUGUGCGGCGAAAUGGUGCAGAUGUCGUACUUUGAUAUCAAGUACCUCUUGGGCGGCAGCGAGAAGAGGGUGCAGGAGACCUACAUCUCGUGCACCCCGCUGGAGAUUGCCGCCAGGCAGUCGGCUCCUCGCGACAGGUUCACCGUCGAGGUGCCCGAGCCGACGACACGCCGCCAGAAGCCGGCUCGGACACCUCCGCCCCCGGCGCCAACACGGACGAGCCCCCUGGCAUCAAGCGCAGACGCGAAUACUUCUUUGUCAUCCCUAGAGGCGAAGGCUAAAGGCAGCCGUAGCCUCAAGAAGGUGACGCCGGUGGUGAAGCGCUCAAAGCCAACGAUAGCGGCGGCGGCGGCGGCGGCGGCGGGCGGGCGGGAGGGCAAGGGGCCCCGCAAGAGGGCCAGGACUGCGGAGGGGGGGGGGAGGCCUUGGAAGAAGGCGUCGUCGCAGUCUGAGUGCAAAGAGAACCAGGAGGUGCACCGCGAACGGGAGGUGCCGGCACGAGGCGAGGACCCGACGCGGCACGCCAUCACCGACCUGUCCGUGGUCGUUGAAGCCACGAAGACACCGAGCGCGCCGCUUUCCGCAGGGCGGAUGGAUGCGUUUCAGUUGGCGUUGGGAGCGCUCUUCCGCCAAAGCACUACGGACACUAUAUCAUUGGCGAAGGUGCACGCCGACAUAAACGCUCAGGUUGUCCAGGGCACGUCACCCUUCAACGACAAUGAGGUGACUCUCAGCCUCAAAUAUCUGGAGGACGUGGAGUCAAAGGUCAUGCUUGACAGCGGCAUGCUCUACCGCAUCUGAUCGGCGUGCCGCCUCGACCGCUACCCGCCUAAGGUGGUGCUCGGCGACGGCAUGCUCUGUCAGGAGACUCGCGGCAUUCUGUAUCGCGCGUUGGUUGGGCGGAACGUGACGGGCGAUGAUCUCAAGAUUGAUCCAGCGUUCGUGGCGUGCACCACGUAGCUCAUUAUGGUUGGGGUCGGUGUGAGCCUGGCCAACGGCACGCGAUACGGCAAGCGUUGGCAGAUAUCGCUAUACAUGUGCCACUUUCUGUGGAGGCCCAUUCCUCGGACCGAUCCUGAAGUGGUGCAUGCCGUUUUGGUGCCGAUUCUGAUGAAUGUACACGGCUCAUGAGGGAGGGAGGGAAGGGCCUGGUUUCAGGGCGUGGGUGCGUGUCUGCACUUUGUCUGUCGCGCGAAGGCGUUGUUGUUUGAAGCACGAAGGCCGAGCUUGCAGUGUGCGUUUUUUUGUGCCUGCUGUGAUGCGUCGACUCUCGAUUGUCGACCUGGUGUCACAGUUAGUUGUUUCCCGAAAAACCGUUCCUCUACUGUGGAUGCAAUAUUUUGAGCUUAGUAGGGGUCGAGUGAAAAAGCAGAGUGCGUUGACUCUUUUACAGGCGUGCGUUGUCUCACAGGUUUUUUCCCGAAGACCUUUGCGCUGUUGAGUUUUGUCAUUCCGAAUCCUCGGAGGUAUCAGUGCCAUCACAAACGUCAGCCAGCCUUGGUCUUUGACUUUUUUUAAGUAGAAGCGGCUGUUGCGUCUCCUGUUCACGUUUGCCUUCCAUGGUCUCUCGUUUUUUUACGACAAGCGGUUUCUGCCAAUCACGCACACAUACAAUUGCUUCUUCUGUUGCGUGAAUGUUGUCAUUGGGAGGGAUGUCCCGUAUCCUGCUGGUCGGUGAUUGGUGGAGGGGGGCGUUUGGAACGCGCGCCUUGGUUCUCGGCUUUCUUGUUUCUUAUUGCGGUCGUGAUUGUCGGCAGUACAGUAAUUGGACUUCCUUUGCUUGUCGUUGUUGAAAGGUUGUUAUUGCCACGGAUGGUGGCAUGGAGCAACACAUGCCGCCGCCCCCACUCUGUGUGUGCAGUGUGCAGUAGAUCCCGAGCAGUGUUGGACGCUAUCAGGCGGCGGCGCACAGCGGUACGGAAUUAUCGUGGUGCAGGAGGAGUGUGGGGGGUGCCAUCGACUUGGAGUCCAAGGUGUUCCGCAUACCGCGUUCCACAUACCGUGUUCCACAUACCAUGUUCCACAUACCGAACGCGUAGAGGCGUAUCCGCAGCUCUCUGUGUGUUUUCAGGUCGAGGAAUUGGUCUCAUUUGAUAUCUGUUUGGGGUGGCGUGUAGAAAUAUGAUGCAUGUGAUGUCGGAGACGGCAUCGCGCCGUAUGAAGUGAGUUUUCGUUGUGGGUUACCGCUGGCAUGUGGUACAAUAGUACAGCGAUACCAUGAGAGUACAAACCACGCGCAUUCGUGCGUCAGGGCUAACGUGCUCUCUAGGCUUCCGUUUUUAGUGCUAAAGGUUGUUUGCUGUUUGGAGGUGAGAAUGGAGCUUGAUAGCGAUGGGGCUUGAUAGCGCAAUGACAUUGCGUGAUGGCCGCUCAAACGCCAUCGGUAGUUUGUGAGUUGGGUCUCGGCUGUG